AUAGAGAAAAUCCACUCACUUCUUGAAUUGCGCUUUCUGAGAACAAUAAAAAAACUAAAUGCUACAGCUUUUUUUGAUUUGGCUUACGGUUCUCCGGUCCUGUGGCAAUGCGCCGUAGUGGGAGGAGAGUUUAAAGCGUAUAAAAUGAACUUGUUAGAACUAACAAAAAUUAUCAUCGACCGGGUACAAAAGCUUGAUCCAGACAAUGCUAGCAAAAUUUUGGGGAUUAUUUUGUUGAAUGAACCAUGUGAGCAGGAGAUGAUAAAGCUAGCAUUCGAACCUGAAAAUUCAUUACUCUCCAAAAUUGAUGAAAUUAAGAAAUUAUUGGGCUUAUCCACAAAAAGCCCUUCAAUUUCUUCUCAAAGCCAAGGUGCUCUGGAUCAACUCCUUUCUACUGAUCAGCACCCUUCACUGCAAAACUUAGGUUUUGUUCCGCAAACCUAUCCUGAUUCAAUUAGAGAAGGUUACUCUUUUGGUAAUCAAGCCCAAUACUUGAAUUUGGAGGAGAAAAUGGACUCAGCUAGUUCUGUGGGUAACUAUUACUACUACCAAGAUGGUUCUUUUAAUGGUAGUUCGUCUUCAAGAACAAGUAGGAGAUCACCAAGCCUUCCCGAAUUUCCUAUAAAGCAUUGUUAUUUUUUCUCUAAGGGAUACUGUAAACAUGGGGCCAAUUGUAGUUAUUACCAUGGCCAGCCCUUUCCUGAUGGCUCUUCUCAGGCUUCCUGUUCAAACAUUAAUGAGUUGCAAUGUGAGGAAAAUGAACUCUCCUCUGGUUCACUUGAGAAGUUGGAAAUGGAGAUCUCCGAUCUCUUGAAAUCUCAGAGAGGAGCUCCUGUUUCAAUUUCCUUGUUACCAUUGUUGUAUUAUGAAAAGUAUGGAAGGAAUCUUCAAGCUGAUGGGUAUCUGAGUGAGGGACAGCGGCAGGGGAGGCCUGGAUUCACCUUGACUAAACUUCUGGCCCGCUUUAAGAAUACUAUCCGCCUCAUCGAUAGGCCUCAUGGGCAGCAUUCAGUCAUUUUAGCCGAGGAUGCGCCAAGAUACCUUGAAUGCCAGUCCGAGAGAGGCGAACCAGUAGCGAUGUCCACUAGCACUCAUCGGAUAUAUCUUACUUUUCCACCAGAUAGCACAUUCACUGAGAAUGAUGUUUUCAACUACUUCAAUCAGUUUGGACCUGUUAAGGAUGUCAGAAUUCCUCGUCUAGAAAAGAGAAUGUAUGGAUUUGUAAGCUUCCUCUAUCCAGAAACAGUGAGUGAGAUUUUGAUGAAGAGAAAUCUGCAUUAUAUAUGUGGUUGUCGUGUUCUAACUAAGCCAUACAAGGAUAAGCCAAGGAUGGUAGACAAGACAUACAUGGGGAAGAAUAAGCCUUCAAUGCAUUAUCCUCAACAAUAUCUUGAUUUGGCGAUUCCAAGGAAAACCGAUAGCUCGAGAAUAACCGAAUUGCAACUCGAGGAGCAACAAAAGAUGAUAGAACUCCAAAGAAGGCGACUCGCUAGUUUCAAUUUGGUACAAGAACCUCUAGACCAACAACCCUACUUUAGCUAUGGUCUUGAUGACUCUAAACUCUUAGAAGGUCCUAGUGACUUUCCCUUUCAAGAUCAUUUAGGCCUUAGACGUGAUGUUCCAAACACUGGGCUAUCUACUAAUGUCAAAACUAGAAAUACAAGCUACAAUUACAGCGACAUGGAAAGUUAUCACAUAGAGCUCCCUGAAAAUCCAUUUGGAUCUCCACCAUAGGUGUAAGCAGCUUUUGCAGACUGAUUUAGUGCUUCAGAGAAGCAAACUGGAUGAAAAUAAAGAUGGACUGAAACAAAAAACUUGAUUCCACUCUUUUCCACUCCACUGAUCUAUAUGUCCUUAACCAUUCACAUUUAUACUUGGCAAAACAAAAGGCCUGUUUGAUACAACUGCACAUUAAUCCUAUAUUUUGAUCAUUACAGUUACAAAGUAUGAUAAAAUCGAUUUAGAUGAACUUAACAGUACAGGAUGAUAACAAGAAGCAAAGAGGAGGCUUGAGCCUCGAUUUAAAUUCAUACAGAAGUGAUCUUCUCAGGUUAGUGCAAACAACAAUGGCAUGACGACAUAAACUAGAGAAAGGAAACUUGUUUGUAGGUGAUUACAUUUCUGUUAGGAGGGGAUUUACAUAUAAUGUACUUGCUAUACUAUCAUGGUUGCUGUGUUAGUUUUAUCUGAUGAAAUCAUUUGUUGUGCUAAA
Messenger RNA from Dendrobium catenatum, 2212 nucleotides. Its product is annotated as zinc finger CCCH domain-containing protein 18. The record is from RefSeq and is a predicted model, not a curated record. Bases 145 to 1734 code for a protein of 529 amino acids. Lineage: Eukaryota; Viridiplantae; Streptophyta; Magnoliopsida; Asparagales; Orchidaceae. Gene Ontology annotation, molecular function: RNA binding; metal ion binding. The transcript is spliced from 8 exons.